Messenger RNA from Labeo rohita (rohu), 3979 nucleotides. RefSeq names its product anoctamin 6 (gene ano6). Lineage: Eukaryota; Metazoa; Chordata; Actinopteri; Cypriniformes; Cyprinidae. Gene Ontology annotation, biological process: calcium activated phosphatidylserine scrambling; chloride transmembrane transport; calcium activated phosphatidylcholine scrambling. The record is from RefSeq and is a predicted model, not a curated record. Gene Ontology annotation, molecular function: protein dimerization activity; chloride channel activity. The transcript has 20 exons. The coding region runs from base 628 to 3057 and encodes 809 amino acids. Gene Ontology annotation, cellular component: plasma membrane.
UGCAAUGACUGUCUGACAGCACGCCUGAUACCCCGAAAAACCUCUUCCGACCCCACCUACUCUCAGCAAGUUCAGACAGGCCGGAGAAACUUCAGGCACUUCGUUCUGUCACACUCUGUGAUUUCUUUAAGGCGUCCUUUUGCGUCUCAGCCGCGUAUCUGUGUUGUUUAGACUUUUGCUAUCUUGUUUCAUGCUGCGUGGAUUUCUAAAGAGUUGGUGAAGAGUUUAUAGACGCAAAAAUGAGUGAAGCAGAAGACAAUGACAUUCAUGAGCUGGACUCAGAAAUAGAGGAGGGAGACGUGGAGAUGAAUUUAAUGACAGAUUUUAUUCUGAAGAGCUGCCAACAUACAAAUCUAUGCCUAAAGGUCAAGCUGUGCCGAAAGUGGACCGGGUUUGUUUCUUUUCAAUCCGCCUUUAUAAACAGAAGAAAAUGAUUAGACAAACACAUAGAAACUCAUUGCUGUAGCUGAAUUCAAUGGUAACCCUGAUUCACUGUUUUUCAAUGAUGGAAAGAGACGGAUCGACUUCGUUUUGGUCUACGAGGACGAGUCAAAAAAUGUGUCUGAGAAAAAACGCUCCAUUGUAAGGAGAAGACAAAGACGCAGAGAGUUUUUCGAAGCAAGCUUGAUGACUAUGGGUGUGGAAUUGGAAGCGACACAAUCCGUAAAGGAUGAGAAGCUCAUCUAUGUAAAAGUACACAUGCCUUUUGAGGUUUUGUGCACUUACGCAGAAGUCCUGCACAUCAAACUGCCCAUCCAGCCCAAUGAUCUGGCCCCGCAAUCGUCCGCGUACAGCUGCUUCACGCGCCACUUUUACCCCAGCGAGGACGUCAUAGCCAAGGAGCCCGACUUCUUCACGGCUCCUUUCAGGAAGGACCAGCUGAAUUGUUUUUAUGUGAAGGACAAAGAGCAGUUCUUCAUGCCGGCCACGAGGAGCAGGAUGGCGUACUACAUCCUCAGCCGAGCGCCGUAUGAAGUCAAAGGAAACGUGAAGAAGUUUGGCAUGAAUAAGCUGCUGGAUGGAGGCGUGUACAAGGCUGCAUAUCCAUUACAUGAUUGCCGAUUUAAUGUGAAAUCUAAAGAGCCCGAUUGCCCUAAUGAGCGAUUUCUGCUGUAUAAUGAGUGGGCUCAUCCCAAGAGCUUCUACAAGAUGCAGCCGCUGGACCUGAUCAGGAAGUAUUUUGGCGAGAAGAUCGGCAUUUAUUUUGCCUGGUUGGGUUUCUACACGGUCAUGUUGACUCUCGCCGCUGCGGUCGGACUCGGCUGUUUCAUAUACGGAUACACAACCAGAGAGAGGAGCACAUGGAGCAAAGAGGUGUGUGACCCUCAGAUUGGUGGAGAAAUCAUCAUGUGUCCGCAGUGUGAUCUCGACUGUCCGUACUGGAGGCUAAACACAACGUGCGAGUCGUCUAAAAGACUGUGUAUAUUCGAUAACUUUGGGACGUUAGUGUUUGCCAUCUUCAUGUCUGUUUGGGUGACUCUGUUUCUGGAGUUCUGGAAGCGCUAUCAGGCCGAACUGGAGCACGACUGGGACACGGUGGAGUUUCUUCAGCAGGAGGAACAGCCUCGACCCGAAUACGAGGCCAAAUGCGUCUAUGAGAGACUGAACCCCGUUACACAGGAAAAAGAGAAGGUGCCGUACACGGCCUGCGGGAAGUGCAUGAGAGUGUCAUGUGGCAUCGGCACAGUGUUAUUCUGGGUUCUGUUGAUCAUAGCAUCGGUGGUCGGCGUGAUCGUGUAUCGUCUGGCGAUGUUCAUCACCUUCUCUUUGAAGCUGCGCUCUGAUCUGAAGUAUACUAAGGAGCUGGAGCCGUUCAAAGAGUAUGUCACCCCUCAGAUGGCCACGUCCAUCACGGCCUCCAUCAUCAGCUUCAUCAUCAUCAUGGUGCUCAACAACGUCUAUGAGAAAGUGGCCAUCUGGAUCACUGACUUCGAGCUGCCUCGGACCAAAACAGAGUACGAGAACAGCCUGACGCUCAAGAUGUUCCUCUUCCAGUUUGUGAACUAUUACUCGUCCUGCUUUUACAUCGCUUUCUUCAAAGGGAAGGUGGUGGGAUACCCAGGACAGCCCGUCUACUGGUUUGGUGCAUUCCGCAAUGAGGAGUGUGAUCCUGGCGGCUGUCUGACUGAAUUGACCGCACAGCUGUCAAUCAUCAUGACAGGAAAAGCCAUCUGGAACAACAUACAGGAAGUUCUACUGCCGUGGGUGAAGAAUCUGAUAUUUCGUCAUUGCACCCAGGUGGGUUCGGAAAAAGUGAUUCCUCGCUGGGAACAGGACUAUCAACUCCAGCCAAUAGGGAAGCUCGGCCUGUUUUAUGAAUAUCUGGAGAUGGUGAUUCAGUUUGGUUUUGUGACUCUGUUUGUGGCGUCCUUCCCGUUGGCUCCUCUCUUGGCGCUGUUUAACAAUCUGUGUGAAAUCCGCGUGGACGCCUGGAAGAUCACGACUCAGUGUCGGCGUGUAGUUCCAGAAAAGGCCCAGGACAUCGGUGCCUGGCAGCCCAUCCUGCAGGGGAUAGCGAUACUAGCGGUGGCCACAAAUGCUGCCAUUAUCGCCUUCACUUCUGACAUGAUCCCUCGACUGGUUUAUUACUGGGCAUUUUCCGUCAGCCCUUAUUCAGAUGGAUCUAAUCACACCAUGGCGGGCUUCAUCAACAGCUCGCUGUCUGUGUUUAACAUUAAUGACUUCAGUAACAUGAGCAGACCUGACAGCAUGCCGUACUGGUUUAACAACAUCACCACAUGCCGGUAUCGUGAUUAUAGGAACCCUCCCGGUGAUCCUAAUCAAUAUGAGUUAAACAUAUAUUAUUGGCACGUUAUUGCUGCCAAACUGGCUUUUAUGAUUGUGGUUGAGCACAUAGUUUAUUUUACCAAGUUUAUGCUAUCCUACAUGAUCCCGGACGUGCCGGAAGCUCUGAAAGAGCAGAUCAAGCGUGAGCGUUACCUGACGCAGGUGAAACUGCAUGAAAGCAGCAUCAGACACUUCAAGGAACUCAUGAAGCCCGUCGCUGACAAUCUGCAGAACGAGUUUGAGGAAUCAGAGUUGGAUCUGAGACUGUGAAGCCUUAAAAAGAAAACCUACAUCCAUUACCGUCCUUCACCUAAAUGCAUGAACCUCACCCAAUCUCAGACUCAAAUUCAGUCUUAAACCUCAAACAAACACGACCAAGAAUGUUUGCAUAGUCAUUAUCAUUUUAACAGACACUUCUCAUGCGGAGUGCUGUAUUAUAUGAUCACUGUACUGGUAUCUGAAUGAAGUGCAUUACUCACUACAGAGUAAAGAUAAACAGCAGCAGGAUCUUUGACCACUAAGUUUUCAGAAAUUGCUCUUUAUGGAUGAAAGACAUAAACUUAAGUUUGUUGCAGACGGCCACUAACAUUCAAACCAUGGUUCUGACAAUCCAUUCAGUGCAUAUUGUUACAUAUUAUAUUGGCAUAUUAUAUGUUAUCAAAACCAAAUGUGUGAUCUUUAACCACUUUUUAUUGAACGAAUGUGCAUAAUCUGCAUAAUCUGGUGUAAAACAAUGAAAGAGAUUUUUAUGCUAUCAAAAUAAGUUUUAUGUGGAAUUUAUACAAAAUAAAAAAACAGCACUUAAUACAUUUUAUAAUGAAUCUAUACUAAUAAAAAUGUAAUACCAUGUUUUUUGGACAUGUACCAUGGUAUUGGUAUAACUAUAUGAAUAUGGUGUUUAUAAUUAAAGUUUAUUAUGGUAAUUAUGGUAAUAUGGUAUUAUUUUUAAUAGCAUCUUUGUACCAUGGUACUAUCACACUUGAUAAUGUGAGCAUAAGACGCCAUACAUUUUUAUUAUUAUUAUUUUAGGCCAACUAACAACUAUUUCAAUAAUGUUUGUGAAUAUUGCCUUUUUUUUGUCUGUUACAAAUUUGUAGAAUAUUAUGUUUACAUAUAUAUAUACAUACGUAUAUUUGCACAUAUUGACCACAUUUUUUAUGUAUAAAAAAUAAAUGGCUGAUGUUGUACAAUA